AUGCCUGCUACCACCCUACAGCAUGGCCCCAUUCAAGGUCAGGGCAUCUACAACUGUAGCAAUGCCCGGCAUUCCCAGCCCAUGAUACCAGUGUCAUGCAGAGGAACCUCCUCAUGUGCCUACACUGAUACUAUUCUCAAACAACACUCCACACCCCCAGCAGCUUUUUUGAAAAGUUCAAAUUGUCCCAGUCAAUCUAUUGCAUUGGAGUCAGGUUCCAGCCGCACAUUUAAAUCAAAACUUCCUAUUCAGCUAAAACAACUAGUUGAAACUAGUAAAGGUGGUGUUGAAACUAGUGAAGGUGGUGUUGCAACUAGUGAAGGUGAUGUUGAAACUAGUGAAGGUAGUGUUGAAACUAGUGUGACUGAUGCUUUGCGCAAGCGAAUAAUCGCCGCAAUCCGGGAUACUGAUCAAGGAUCAAAUGUUGAGUCUGCAUUCAGUCCCACACAGGCCAAAAUAGUAUUCGACGACAGCGGGGAUCCAAUUGGGAUCCCCGACCUACAAGUCCAACUCAUAAAUCGGAAAAAGCAUGCCUUUCCCUUAUGGGUGAUGGAGACUGAAGCAGCAUAUGAGAAACUCAGGCACUUCGCCGCUGAGUGCUCAAGUAUCAUGGCCUGCACCUUGUUUGACGUCACUGAGGUCGAUAAACACGUUGCACCAGCCGAUGGCUGGGCAGUAGAGCAAGAGUUGAAUGAGGGAGAAAUUUACAACUAUAUUGACUGGAUCGAACAUGGCGACAAUAUGGAUGCCAAUGCUGGUGGAAUCAAAUCCUUCUCCCACACGAACUCCUCCCCAACCGUGACAGUGGCGGCCUUAAGAUGUGCAAAAGAUAUUCCAGCACACGUUAGAGCGGAUUCGCGACAGGGUGGUUGUGGAGAUGGAACAGGCCCGAAUCGAGGACGCAUCACUCCCCAUGAUUGGGUGUUUCCUCCCUGUCUGCUUGACUGGGAUGAAUGCGAGGCUUCUCUGAUGGACUCAGCGGUGGAGAUAGGGUUCACACGGUACUCCAAGUGGCAUCAAAAGCUCCUUACUAAACGCACUUCCGAGUCGUAA
This is a messenger RNA of Suillus paluster, 1053 nucleotides long. RefSeq lists its product as uncharacterized. The transcript has 6 exons. Lineage: Eukaryota; Fungi; Basidiomycota; Agaricomycetes; Boletales; Suillaceae. Bases 1 to 1053 code for a protein of 350 amino acids. The record is from RefSeq and is a predicted model, not a curated record.